UCCGAGAAAACUUAUCACUGAGAGGAAAUACAAAAGCCUUAAAACCAAGCAUUCCAAAUGAAGUUUAAAGUAUGCAAUGUGGAAUGCAGUGAACCUUGCAUGUGACAGCGUCAGAGUUCUCUCCCCAGGCCUUUGCAAUUCAAGUAUAACUCUUCGUAGAGUUGAAUGUGGUUGGCCAAACAUAACAGAAGAGCAGUGUUUGUUGCGUGACUGUUGCUAUGACAGCGAUUCAGCUAGUGGCGUAGUAAACUGCUUCGUCAAACCCCACUUUGUGUUUCUUGAGCGAAUUGGUUGUUUCUCUGUGGAAAAAGAGCUGAUUAACCUGCUGAGGAAUCAAAAGGCUCCAUUUGAAAGGUCCAGUUUUGUCCAGGCCUGUGGCUCUGUAGCUUGGUCACGUGGUCUCAGAGUGUUUGCUGUACACAAUGGAAGCGACUGUCUUGGUUAUUUAGAUGUCUCCGCCACAUUACCUCGGCUUAACGUUUCACAAGGAUGUCUGGGAGGAAGAGGAGGACAAAACGUGACAGAUGUUUACCGCUUCACAAUUUUCGUUACCAACCUAACCGGACUCAAAGCGACCUACCUGACAUUCGAAAGUGUCCGUGUGGAGUGGAAUCCAGUUCCAGAACUCUUCAUUCUCGGCUACAAAGUUCUGGGGCAAAACACUUCUUUCAGUCAGUUCGUUGCCUGGAACGUGAACUCUACCCUAAUCGAAAGUCUCCAUAGCAACACUUCUUACGUUAUUAAAGUGUUUCCAGUUCACGGUUUACCAGUUGAAGGGAUCCCUCCCGAAAGUUUCCAAAGCAUCRUUGUUACCACAAAAGMAGAUCGAGGUAAAAAUUGUUCUUAAACGUGUUAGUAAUGAACAACAAAAAGUGCUCAAGACAUGAUUUUUCUCGAGAUGUCAAUUCACUGACAAGAAGACCGAUGAAAAAAAGUAAGGAAGUGAACAAUCAGAAAGUCUUGCCUUACUGUAUAACCAGAUUCCCUCAAUGGAGAACGAUCAACAGAAGGACCUCGGAUUUUUAUUGCUUAAUGGUCAAAAUUAAAAGUCAUUAAAAACUCGAUAUUUCAUGUUUGAUUAAUCAAUUACGAUUUGCGGCUUAGGUUGCUCACUCACUCCCUCGUCAACUGUCAGUC
Messenger RNA from Orbicella faveolata, 1137 nucleotides. RefSeq lists its product as uncharacterized. Gene Ontology annotation, molecular function: calcium channel activity; calcium ion binding; protein binding. Lineage: Eukaryota; Metazoa; Cnidaria; Anthozoa; Scleractinia; Merulinidae. Gene Ontology annotation, biological process: detection of mechanical stimulus. Gene Ontology annotation, cellular component: membrane. The record is from RefSeq and is a predicted model, not a curated record.